AUGAAUUGGGGGAUACUGCAAGAUAGCUGCACAAACUCUUGUGAAUCAAUGGUGGUGUAUGCUCCUGUGGACAUUACUGGAAUUCAGUCUAUGAUGACAGGAUGCGAUUCGAGCAAUCUUGCAAUACUGCCGUCAGGAUUCUCAAUUGUUCCUGAUGGCUUAGAGUCAAGGCCAAUGGUAAUUACUUCGAGGCGGGAGGAGAAAAAUACAGAGGGAGGAUAUUUGUUUACAAUAGCAUUCCAGAUUCUUACCAAUGCUUCUCCUAUAACCAAAUUAACAAUGAAGUAUGUGGACUUUGUUAACAAUCUUGUGAAGAUGGUUAGUCAAAAUCAGGCAAUUGAUGCAUAG
Vicia faba (fava bean) is the source of this 348-nucleotide messenger RNA. The record is from the annotation of a GenBank genome assembly. NCBI's taxonomy places the organism in Eukaryota, Viridiplantae, Streptophyta, Magnoliopsida, Fabales, Fabaceae.